AUGGAUCCAGAAGUCGCUCGCAUGAUGGCUGAUCUUGGCGUUGAGCGCCGUGACUACGUCUCUGCUCCUGAGUUUGACAGGGGCCAGACCAUGCACGAGAACCCUACCAUCGCACAGGAGUACGAAGCACGCCGUGACCGUAUCAUUAACAAUGCUCCUGAAGAGAAUGAGGAAGCGAAAUUUCUGCGUAAUUGGAACAACCGUGCAUUGUUCGAGCGUGAUGAGCUCGCCGAGAAUCUCCAAGACCGCUACAGUGGACAGGCCCAUCGUGAAGCACUCAAGGCCGCGGUCGCCAACGGCAGAUACGAGCACGUGGAUGAUGAGCGCCGCCCUCGCAGAUACGUCACAUCCAACGCACCAAACCACAACAGCUUUUCGAGUGACUUCGAGCCUCGCUCGUUCGCUAACAGCAAUCACGCUGGCAAGAGUGGUGGACACGAUGGCAUGCGUGGGCGCUCCGCCAUGAAGACCGCACCCAACCCCAUUUGUGCCCCAUCUCCACGUGCGCAAGGCCGCCUACGCUUCAUUCACGGUCAGCGUGUUGACGUUGCCACUAUGAACGGCACCGCUGGUGCUCUUCCGCCCGCACCCAAGGCACCUGCCGCUGCACGCACCCUCAGCAAUGCCACAAGCACGGCUACACGCAGUCUUCCUGCCGUCCUCACUGCAUCUACAGUUCCGCAGCCCGCUCUCACCUUCACCGAGGAGAUCGCUCUAACGGCCAAGAAGCAUCGCGCCGACUGGUACGCCUUCAAUCCUGGAACGGAAAGCGAUGACUACUACAAGAAGAAUCCUGACGAGAAAGCCCUACUCCGUGCAGCCUACAUCCAGUGCAUUAAGGACGCUCUCAUCGCUGCCAAAAUUCCAGACAGCGACGCUGCUGCCGUCGUGCGUGGUAAGAGCGAGAAGCGUGCCUGGAUGCUGAAGGAAGCUGUCAAAGCUAAGGCUUGGAUCGAGAACAACCAGGUGGCGGAGGCCAAUGAGUAUUACACUGCUCACCCACAGAAGAUCGACUUCUACAAGGCUGCCAAGGUCAAUUUCAAGCCGAAGGUCAACGAUACCACUGCUGCACAGGUCGAGGCACUCGGCGAUGCUUUGAAGUCGACCACGCUCAAUACAGCCGCGACUAUGUCGUCUUCCGCUGUCCAGGCUCUCGUCUUGGAGGACGUCAACAUCAAUAGCGUGGCUCAGAAGGAUGCUACCACCGUCCCUGCUUCAAAGCCCGCCGUGGCUAAUAAUGCUGCUUCCUUGGCUGGGCCAUGCGUCCCUCCUACUGGCGGUACUGGCACUCUCGUAGCGAAGCCGACCUCUCCAAGUCGCGUCAUUCUUUCUGCAGUCUCAAAGAAGGCUGCCAGUGGACACCUCGUCACCACGAAGCCCGCCAUCAUCGAGCACGGGACAGCUAAUGAUGGCUUUGUCGAGACCUCCAAUGGCGUGAAGGACUCAACUACUGCUCCAACUACCAUCGGUGGCGUCAUCCUGGGCACCUUCCCAGGUGACCGCCCCGCUCUUACCAUCGCCGCCGCUAGUCCUCCAACCCAGCAAAAGGAGAACAAUGGGGGCGUGCUCGGCUAUCUCAACGCCUGCAUCCGCGAUGCCCUCGGCAAUCUAAUGAGCAAGCACACUUGGCCGAUCAAUAACCAAGACAAUAUGGACGUCAACGCUGUCGCCUCUCCCCAGGGUCUCAACCCACGUAAUAUCAUCUCGUCCAUGGAGAGUCUGGCCGAGAACUUGCGCAAGAUCAGUGCCAAUGCCAACGCGCAGGCCUCUGCUGACGCUGCCAAGGCGGCCUCUGAGAGUAUCGAGGGGUUCAAGGAUGGUGGGAAGACUGGGUACCAGGGGUUUGAGGCUGAGAUCAUGAACAAGGAGAGUGACUAUGGUGUCCCUUACGGCUUGCAACGUGUGAUGGAGAUCAUGCCUGAUGAGGAUGGACUUUUUGACGAGUGA
Messenger RNA from Recurvomyces mirabilis, 1947 nucleotides. RefSeq lists its product as uncharacterized. NCBI's taxonomy places the organism in Eukaryota, Fungi, Ascomycota, Dothideomycetes, Mycosphaerellales, Teratosphaeriaceae. The transcript has 2 exons. The record is from RefSeq and is a predicted model, not a curated record. Bases 1 to 1947 code for a protein of 648 amino acids.